This is a messenger RNA of Plasmodium vinckei vinckei, 594 nucleotides long. RefSeq names its product conserved Plasmodium protein, unknown function. The record is from RefSeq and is a predicted model, not a curated record. The transcript has a single exon. Lineage: Eukaryota; Apicomplexa; Aconoidasida; Haemosporida; Plasmodiidae. The coding region runs from base 1 to 594 and encodes 197 amino acids.
AUGAAAAGAUACGUUGUAAAUAAUAAUAACACAUUACAUGAGUCCAAAAAAAUAAGAGUAGCAUACGAAUAUGAAAGUGAAAUAAAAAAAACAGGCUGCAACUCACCAAGUAUUUUUGACCUUAAUUAUAUUUAUAACAGUAUAGGAAGCAUGGAAAGGAAAAAAGUAAAUGUAGAAAAAUUGAAUUUGUUUAAUAUAGAAGAAAAUGUAAAGAGACAAAAAACAAAUUAUUUAAAUAUUUUCAACGAUUUAAAAAAUGUAAAAGAAAUAGAGGAAUAUGAUGGUAGUGAAGGGAGCAAUAAAAACAACACCCUAUGUAGCAGCAGUAAAAAUAACACCCUAUGUAACAGUAAUAAAAGGAAACUGUGUAAUGAUAUAAAGGGGACAAUUAAAAAAACAGUUCGAAGAAAAUAUGAAUCUAUUAACAUGCAUAAUAGUGAUCAUAUAAAUAGUAGAAAAAUAAUGGAUAGUCAAAAAAAAGACGAGAAUGAAGAAAACAAAAAAUGCAACCUCAUUAAAAAUAAAUAUUAUGAAAAAAUAAAUAGUUUACUAAAACAAAUGCAUAUGAAUAAAAUUGCUCGAAAAAAUGGAUAA